This is a messenger RNA of Patiria miniata (bat star), 1874 nucleotides long. RefSeq names its product neurofascin-like. Lineage: Eukaryota; Metazoa; Echinodermata; Asteroidea; Valvatida; Asterinidae. The transcript is spliced from 8 exons. Gene Ontology annotation, molecular function: protein binding. Gene Ontology annotation, cellular component: plasma membrane; axon. The record is from RefSeq and is a predicted model, not a curated record. Bases 45 to 1277 code for a protein of 410 amino acids. Gene Ontology annotation, biological process: cell-cell adhesion; axon guidance.
GAUGGGAGCAUAACGGUGAGACAGUAACCCCCGGCUCCGAUAUCAUGGUCACCGCCGGUGAACUGAUGGUACAGAGGGCAACUCAGACAGAUGUCGGUAACUACACUUGCUUGGCUUCCAAUGAGUUUGGCACGGCAGUCUCUAACCCCGCCCAAGUGCAGUUCAGUUAUUUAAGCAUCUUCCAAGAUGAUGCCAAGCGCUACCCAGUCAAUGAAAGCAGCUCGCUAGUGCUGCCCUGCGAGGCGCCUUCGGGUCAUCCUACGCCAAUAAUCUCCUGGACCGAUGGAGAUGACCAGCCAAUCUUCGCUGACGGCUCUUCCUGGAAUGCCGAUCACAACUUGGUUCAGGAUGGCGAGGGUAACCUGGUCUUCCUGCAAGCUUCGUUGAGCAACAACGGCACCUAUAAGUGUACUGCUAGCGUAUCAGCUAGACCCGACUAUAAAACAUUUUCUGCAAUACAGACGAUUUCCGUCAUAAGUGGUAAGGUUCCCAAACCAACUGUCACUUGGACCAGACUACAGGACCAAUCCUUUAGCGAUCAUGGCCCCAUUCUGAGUCUGCGCAAUGUGCAGCAGGAACAAGAGGAUGUCUACACGUGCACGGCUUCGUCAUCAAGUGGUCAGGAUACAGCAACUACAUCCUUACACGUUGAAGUCGCGCCAUUUUGGAUCAUCGAGCCCAGUGAUACCACGAUCUACGAAGGCAAGAGCACCAGCAUGACAUGCGAGGCAGGUGGCGAGCCGGCCCCGGUCCUUACAUGGAUGCAGAACGGUGAACACAUACCAGAAUAUGAUGGCAGAUCAUCAGUCCAGGUGAUGGAUCUGAAGGUUUACCAAUGCGUGGCAUCGAACACCCACGGAGAGAUCAUCACCAACGCCUUCUUGAACGUGACUGCAGCACUACUUCUGGCACCAUCUAAUGUAGUUGGUACACGUGAAGGCACCGAUAUGGAAGUCCAAUGGAGUUUACUCACCUCUGCAGAUGUCAUUGGAUAUAAGGUUCUGUACUGGCCCGAGGGAGGAUCAGAAAACGAUGCACCAGUCAAAACAGUGGACAAAAACACUGACCGCAUCACCAUCAACGACCUGAAGAAGGACACGACUUACUACGUCAGGGUCAAAGGUUAUAGUUCAAAGGGCGACGGGAUGGCCAGUCGUGAGCUGACAGUUGCAAAGCCAGAUCAAGGACAGAAUUUGCCUCGAGGCGUGGCAUCCACCAUCACACAAUCUGUUCUCCUUGUGCAUCUCACCCUCCUCGUUACCUUUCACCUGCUUUGAGAUGGUCCCGCCCAGUAUCUUUGAGACCACACUGAUAAGCACACCCAGUCAGACCAAAGAUCUUCACAUCAAAAAUAAGUUGGAAUGUGUGGUCAUAACUGUCGUUUGUUCAAUAAUAGGGAUGCUCCUUCGCUUGCGCUCCAACACGAACCCGAAAAGCGUGUUUAGAAAUAAACUCAUGAUUGAUAAGUAUAAUGUCAUCAAAUGUUAGUCGAUUGCAUUGAGUAUAUCACAAUGAGCUUAACUUUAAUUGACGUAAUCAAGAAAAUUGGUAAAUUUGCAAAGAUAAUUAUAAUUCAGUAUGUAUGUAUUAAGGUUUUCCCACAAAGCAUGACUUUAUUAUGUCUUAGGUCUAUUGUCAGUUUAUCAAGCACCACAUUAGUCUUUGCUAAGUAAAGUAAGCAAUUUCGCCAGGUAGCAAAAACUGCAUAAUUAUUGUAACAAUGAGCAUUUUUAUUUUAUCCGGUAAAAAACUUCCAUUGUUUGUCAUUUGCAUUAUGUAACAUUAUUUUUCUCAGGUAUCUGUCACGUUCAGUAUCUGAUCAACGGGAGUGGCCAAGAAGCAGUAUUGCACAGUUUUAAUGUUUAACUGUUUUU